Molecule: messenger RNA, 2425 nt
Organism: Schistosoma guineensis
Lineage: Eukaryota; Metazoa; Platyhelminthes; Trematoda; Strigeidida; Schistosomatidae
Source: the annotation of a GenBank genome assembly
CUUCGGGAGACGCUCCAAUUCCGGAUCAGUCUUUUAACUUGCUAUUAAAUUUCAUCUACUGAAAAUGAAUUAAUGAGGAGUUAUUCACAACAGUUGUUUGAAUAUUGUCAUAUAAUGAACGUCUGACCUAGGACACAUUUUAAAAGAUUGUUAAGAUGCCGUCUGAUACUUCUAGUCUUUUCAAGGAACUAACACUCAAGGAUGCUGAGAAAGCCUUGGCAGCGGAUUUGGAUUUGCUUGUUAAUACUAUACCAAAUUCAUCUCCAGAAAAAGAAGCGUUCAUAAACCAAAUGAUAUCUUUCAAAGAGUUGUUUAAGCAAUAUUUACAUGACAAAACACAAAAAUUCGAUUGGAAUAUGAUGGAACCUGUUCCAUCUGAAAGUAUUAAAAUGUACGAUGCCCUUCAAGUUCCUACCAACCGUGAAGUAAUCCGUCAACAGUUAAAUAAGUUAGUAGUAGUGAAACUAAAUGGUGGCUUGGGUACAACAAUGGGUUGUACUGGACCCAAAUCCUUAAUUUCUGUCCGAAGUAAUCUUACUUUUCUUGACUUGACUGUACAACAAAUCGAGAGACUAAAUAAUGAAUACGGAACUAGUAUUCCCUUGGUUUUGAUGAAUUCCUUCAAUACACAUAGUGAAACUGAAAAGGUUUUACGCAAAUACCAGCAAGUUAAUGUUCAAAUUUUGACGUUUUUACAGAGCUGCUAUCCUCGUCUGAAUCGUGAGUCAUUACUUCCUAUUGCUAAAUGUGCUGGUCAGGAAAGUCAUGAUUCUGGAACAAAGACUUCUAAAGAUAUGAACUAUAAUCCGGAAGAAUGGUAUCCUCCUGGACAUGGUGAUUUCUAUCGUAGUUUUGUUGCUUGUGGAUUAGCAGAGAAAAUGAUAGCUAUUGGUAAACAAUGGGUUUUCUUGUCUAAUAUUGAUAAUCUUGGAGCAACUGUUGAUCUAAAUAUUUUAAAUUUUUUAAUGAAUAAAGAAUCUCAUUAUGAUAAACAAUCACCAGAGUUUGUUAUGGAAGUAACUGAUAAAACACGAGCUGAUGUUAAAGGUGGUACAUUAACCCAAUAUCGUGGACAUUUGAGACUUUUAGAAUUAGCUCAGGUCCCUGAAGAACAUGUGGAUGAUUUUGCUAGUGUACGAACAUUUAAAAUAUUUAAUACUAAUAAUCUUUGGAUUGAUUUACAAGCUUUACAUCGUAGUGUUAAACAAAAAACUUUACAAAUGGAAAUUAUAGUCAAUCCUAAAACUUUAGAUUCUGGUACAAAUAUAUUACAAUUAGAAGAGGCUGCAGGAGCUGCUAUCAAGUCAUUUAAUGGUGCUUUUGGUAUUCUUUUCCUGACUAACGUCAUGUACUACUUAUGUCAAUAUAAGUAGCACAUGCCACAAUACCAGGGAGUCGAUUGCAUUGAUUUCAAGAAAAAAACGAUGGAUAAUUAGUUACUUUAAUGGUAGUUUAUUUUUAGUCAAAUUAACUAUCAUAUGACUAUACAUGUCAUUCUUUAAAUGAAAAUAGUUCAUUCAUGGAUAAACUAAUGUAAUUACAGAACAGGAUUAUCAUAUCUAAGAAGUUUUAUAAUGUUACUUUUCUCUAACAAGGAGAAAUUGUAAACUUUACCCCAUGAUUAAUAAUAUACACAUUUUGAUUUCAUUUCAAAGAUACAAUUUUACUUACAUUAUUUCAUUUAUAACCUUAAUAAUUAUCAUCUAUUUUUAGGUGUUAAUGUUCCACGAAGUCGUUUCUUACCAGUUAAAACUACUUCAGAUUUAUUAUUAGUAAUGUCUAAUUUGUAUGUAUUAGAUGGUGGAAGUUUAUCAUUGUCUCCAUUAAGAAGUUUUCCAUCUGUGCCUUUAGUAAAACUUGGUAAUCAUUUUAAAAAAGUUAAAGAUUUCUUAAGUCGAUUUACAAGUAUACCAGAUCUACUGGAAUUGGAUCAUUUAACUGUAUCAGGAGAUGUAUACUUUGGAAAAGGAGUAGUUUUAAAGGGUACAGUGAUUAUAGUUUCUAAUUUUGGUAAUCUUAUCAAUAUACCACCAGGUUCAAUAUUAGAAAAUAAAAUUGUUUCAGGAAAUCUACGCAUUUUAGAUCAUUAAAUUAUUUAACAUUUCAAGUCAAUUUAAAGUAUUACACUUUAUUAAUAGAACUUUAUAUUUGUCAUAUUUGUGCUUUCAUUAUUAUCAUUAUUAUUUAGUAUAAUUCAUUUGAAUAUCAUUGAAAAUGUUCUUAUUUAUAACUUCAUUUCACUUUACCUUAAUAUACUUACUGUAUCUUAUAUACCUAGACUGAUUUAGGUACACAUAAAUUAUACAUUUUGCCGUUUUCAUAUUAACUUAAUGAAGAAAGUGAUAAUCUUUUCUUUUUCAUUUUGUUUUCAAAUUGUAUGUAGGAAACAUUACAAAUUUAAAUAUAAUAAUAAUAAUAAUAAUAA